Danaus chrysippus (African queen) is the source of this 2427-nucleotide messenger RNA. The record is from the annotation of a GenBank genome assembly. NCBI's taxonomy places the organism in Eukaryota, Metazoa, Arthropoda, Insecta, Lepidoptera, Nymphalidae.
AUGGCUUCUUUGAGGAGCCCGUCUUCGCCGACCGACGGUUAUAAAAGAUUCAGUGAUGAUUUUGCAAACACCAGUAUCAACAAUUACGGCUCCAACGUUACAAACAAUCGGACUGGAGAUGGCGCUGGAGACGGGACCCUGGACAUGGGAAGCCGUUCAUCACUCCACACCGGAAUACAGAUGUCGGAGGAUGAGCACUGGGAAAUGAACUAUCACGAAGCCGCCAUAUACUUAGAGGAAGGCCAAAAUAAUGAGAAGUUCGAUUCGCAUCCAUCUAGUCCGGAGGAACUACCAGCAUACCUUCGGGUACACAACCCCUGGUAUCAUGGUUUGGAUCUCUUGGCUUCACUGGUACUCAUAUUGCUGGCCUUCACCGAAGAUCCAGCGGUACCGGCGUUUGAACUACCAGUAUGGGCACACGGUACUAUAGAGCUAUUGGCGCUAACUGUCAUCGGUAUAGAAUUACAUCUUAAGUUAAAAUGGAUUGGAUGGGGGACAAUCUUUAAACAUAAGAGGACUAUGAUCAAGGGAGUCACACUUCUAAUCAUGGUUUUGGAGGCGGUUGUGGUGUUGUGUCGACAGUCUUCUCAUUUCCGUGUGACUAGAGCAUUGCGCCCCAUCUUCUUGGUUGACACCCGUCAUUGCGGCGGAGUCCGACGUUUUAUAAGACAAAUACUGCAGUCCUUACCACCCAUCAUUGAUAUGUUAGGUCUUCUAAUGUUUUUCGUAGCUACAUAUUCAUUGCUCGGUUUCUACUUGUUCUCGGAGCAUGUAGACAACGGUCACUUCCAAACGAUCAGCGAUUCUUUCGUCAGUAUGUUCGUACUGUUGACCACAGCGAAUUUCCCCGAUGUCAUGAUGCCGUCGUAUGCAAAGUCCAAGUGGUACGCGUUGUUCUUCAUUCUGUAUAUAAUUACUGUACUUUACGUACUUAUGAAUUUGAUGUUGGCUGUGGUGUACGAGGCUUUCACUCGUAUUGAACGAGAGAAGUGUCGCGCGUUGUUGCUUCAUCGGCGAGGUGCUGCUCAUAGAGCCUUCCGUCUGCUGGUGUCAAGGAGAGCGCCUCGUGCUGUCCGUCUGCGGCACUUCGCCGGUCUACUAAGACACUACGCGCCGCAUUACAGUGGUCUAGACGUUUAUUUAAUGUUCAAACAGUUGAACAAAUCCGGUUCAGGAGGUCUUUCCCGGUCCGAGUUCAGUCAUGUGUACGAUGUGUUCGCGCUCCGCUGGGCACCGCAGACCGCUCGCGCUCCUUGGUAUAGUGAAUCGCCCCUGGAACCACUCGCACGAGCCGCCGCAGCCGCUGUUAGAUGGGACUACUUUGAAUAUUUGAUUUAUGCUAUAAUAAUCGGCAACGGCGUGUCUAUGAUCCUCCGCGUGUUUGAGGCCGCUGGUGACUUGCAGGACAGCGCACGACUUUUGUGUGCCUCCUGGGAUACGUGGCUGUUCCUUGUCUUAUUCCUUGUGGAAGCUUCUCUCCGUAUGCUGGCGUCGGGUCUGUCCUCAUAUCUUGAAUCCGGGUGGAACGUAUUCGACUUGAGCGUGACGCUGCUGGCUCUGCUUGGAGCUGUGAUGCUGUCUAUAGCACCCAAGCUAUUCAUCGUGGUUAUGUUUAGACCAUUGAGACUUAUGCGGCUGUAUAAGUUAAAGAAGCGUUAUCGUGACGUGUUCGGUACUCUGGUGCUGCUUUCGCCUCUCAUGUCGUCUGCUGGCUGCGUGAUGCUCGUCAUGUACUACUUCUUCGCUAUCGUCGGUAUGGAGCUGUUCGCGGGUUACGACCUCAGGAACUGCUGCGUUAAUACAACUGUGGAAGACUUUUAUAAGUACUCCGAGAACAGCUCCACUCCUCUUGGCUACUAUUACCUGAAUAACUUCGAGAACAUUCUCACAAGUGGCGUUUCACUGUUCGAGCUGACCGUCGUCAACAACUGGUUCAUACUCAUGAAUGCUUACGCGAUUGUUGUGGGGCAGUUCAGUAGAGUGUAUUUUAUGGUAUUCUAUCUAUUCACUAUGGUGGUGUUAACGAUCGUGGUGGCCAGUGUCUUGGAAGCCUUCCGAUUCAGGAUACAGUACAAGAGGAGCACCACUAAGAGAGAUGAGGAAAAACUGCUACACGAGGAAGUGCAUACGUCAUGGGAAGAGGCACAGCGCUUCGGGGCAACUGGAGACUUGGCGGAUGAAUUAAGGGGAUUUCUUCCACCAGGGAUGGAAAUGACAUUCAUCGGUACCAGACCGAGAACGAAGGAAGUUCUACAGAGAAGGAUGUAUCAAUCAGACAUACAGAAGUGGUUGGCAGAUGAAGAUGAUAAUGAUGAUUUGCAGCCCUCUACAACGGCUACGUCUAAUGAUCCGCUGUCACCGCCACUGAUCCAGCAACCAGAUUCAACCAACAACAACCAUCAGAUACGACCCGGUUACCAGUUGUAG